This is a messenger RNA of Branchiostoma floridae (Florida lancelet), 2100 nucleotides long. Its product is annotated as regucalcin-like. Gene Ontology annotation, molecular function: calcium ion binding; enzyme regulator activity; gluconolactonase activity. Lineage: Eukaryota; Metazoa; Chordata; Leptocardii; Amphioxiformes; Branchiostomatidae. The record is from RefSeq and is a predicted model, not a curated record. The coding region runs from base 123 to 1016 and encodes 297 amino acids. Gene Ontology annotation, biological process: L-ascorbic acid biosynthetic process. The transcript is spliced from 7 exons.
CUGGGAAGAUAUUGUGUGGAAGUGACCGCAGUGUCUCUGCCACUCAGGCUGGUGUGACAUACAGUUGCAUAGCGACUGAUACUGUACGUCAUAUCCUUAUAGCCCCACAACGUAGCGACGACAUGGCGGUGUCCGUAGCUGUAGACGAACCCGGGAUACUUAUGGAAGGUCCCCACUGGGACGACCGCUCGGGGACGCUGCUGUAUGUGGACAUCCACGGCCAGCACGUCCACCGCUGGGAUCCCGUCACAAAACACAAGGACACGUAUGACAUAGACUGUAUGGUAGGAACAGUCGUCCCUAGGGAAUCAGGAGGGGCCGUGGUGGCUGCUGGGACAAAGUUUGCCUUCCUGGAUUUCGAGACCAGACAACUGACCGAUGUUGCAACAGUGGACCAGCACAAACCCACCAACCGGUUCAACGAUGGGAAGUGCGAUGCUGCCGGCAGGUUUUGGGCUGGCACGAUGGGUGCUGAACCUGUCCCCACAAAAGUCGAACGUAAAGUCGGAUCUUUGUACUGUCUUCACACCGAUGGUAAUGUGACAAAGGCUUUUAAUGAAGUUGACAUCUCUAACGGACUGGCAUGGACAUCUGACAACUCAAUCAUGUACUACAUCGACUCACUCCUGUACAGCGUGGAUGCCUUCGACUUCGACUUGUCCACUGGAAUACCAAGCAACCGUCGUCAAGUGAUGACCUUUGACCCCACAGUAGAUGGCGUGCCUGAUGGCAUGUGUAUCGACACGGAUGGUAAGCUGUGGGUAGCCAUGUUUAAUACUGGCCAGGUGCUGCAGGUGGACCCAAAUACAGGUACACAGCUUCGCUCCAUCAAGUUUCCGGCUCCACGCACCACGUCUUGCUGUUUCGGAGGCCCUAACCUUGACGUCAUGUACGUGACAAGUUCAAGGAAAGGUUACUCUGCAGAGGAGGUCCAGCAGAAGCCUCUGUCUGGAUGUGUGUUCCAGGUGACCGGGCUGGGAGCCAGGGGCACACCCGGACUGUGCUACAAUGGAUGAACCCCUUGUGAGAGACUCUAGAAAUGAUCACAAUUGGUGCCUUCUGUUUUAACUUUAGAACCAUUUGCUCCCUGAAACAAAUGGACAAAAUUGGUCAAAUAGGUCGAGUAAUAAGUCAGAGGAGCAAGCUAGCCAUAUAGAGUCACAACCGUUGCAAGCACAACUGCAAAGUUGCAAGCACAGCUGUAAGCUGGUCUAGUACAAAAAUUUAACAGUCCGUAGUGUUGCCAAAUUUCUUGCCAAAUUGAGGUAGCCAGACACGACAAGCAAGAAUCCAUUCAGCGUCUGUAAUUGAAGAGAAAAGGUUUUUAUUCAUGCAGACUUUUGUGAUGCAUAACACAAGAUAAUGGAACAUUUGAUAAUUUAUUACUACAUUUUUACAUAUAUGUCUAUCACCAAUUCAGAAAUAGUAAUUGAUAUUACUUGGUAGCUAAAAAGAGAGAAAAGUACUGAUGAUAUGACAAGUCAAGCGCAAGCAAGAAUCCCUUAGGGUUUUAUAAUUCAAGAAAAAUAGUUUUGAUUCAUGCAGACAGUUAUGAUGCAUGACACAUAAUGAGAAAGUUUUAAUACAUUUUGAAAUAUAUGUCUAUCAACAAGUCAGAAAUAGUAAUUGAUAUUACUUGGUAGAUAUAGAAUGGAGAAAAGUUAUUACUAUUGCGGUCCAAAGCUUCAAUAGCUGAUUGACAUCUGUUCAGUACCUUACCCCUUAACACUACCGCUAAUCCUGUUGGCAAUAAGAAUAGUAUGUCUAAUGAUAUGCUGGAAAGUAGCAUAUUUGUGAUGGAUUAAAGAUUGCCUUACAUUGAAACUCUGACAUAUAUGUCUCGCAAUGUUUCUUUACGACAGCAAUGAUACACAAACCUCAACGGAAAGCAGCGAACGAAAAAUUCACAAAACAGUUGACGAACAAUUCCGUUCAUAUUGUUGCUUCCACAAGAACUUACUUGUUAUGGUUUUGAAUUUCCUAUUGCAAUAUCAUAUCCUGUUAAUAUAUCUACAUGUAAGUUCAACUGUUUUGUAUGUACAAGUUGCCAUAUUACAAUUGUCAUGCAAUAAAUUUCUGACUGAUUGUGAUAAAAGGAUA